CUUGCGCGUGUGUGCCUCUGCAAAUCUCGUUUCCCCUUCCAUGCUAGAGUCGAGGUGAUUCAGAUUCGGCCCACUGCGCCCACCAUCCACUGAAACCCUCUUAUUCUGCCAUUGCUGUCCUUCGUCAAACAUCUUUUCCAAUCUCUGCCUUCAGUCUUCUCUUCUCUUCAAUCCAAUCGAUUCACACUUCAUCCUUCUCCUUCGUCCUUUCAAUCCUCUUCUCCCAAUCAGGCAUAACAUACACUGCAGGUAAUUCCACUCCCUCCUCAACCUUUGAACUUCCCCAACCUCCCUGACACAAAGCCUUGUGGUCAUCCCUGCCUUUGUCAACAAACCCUCCAUCCUUCCUUCUUCGCUUGAUCUCCUUCUCAACCACAUCUCAUCCCACUCUCAUUCAUUUUCCGAGCAUCUGCCUCUCUUGUUCCUUCUUGACGCUCCCUCUCUGCUUUCAUUUUCUUACCAGCUUAUACCGCAGAUAUCUGCAUCACCUACCACCACCUAAUUUCAACCACCUUCCACCACAAUGUCUGUCGAGGCCAAACCCGUCGAAGAGACCCCGGCUGUCGAGCCUACAAAGGCCGUGCCGGAGCAGGAAUCAGCAACUGCCGCAGCUCCUGCUGAUCCCGCAGCCACGGAGCCCACGCCUACCGACGAAUCCACCCCUGCUGAGGCAGAGGGCGAGACUGCCACUCCCGCUGCAGCUGAUGCUGAAGAGGUCAAGGAAGACGAAGCGGUGGUAGAAGCUGUCCCUACCUCUGAGGGCGUUCUGGGUUACAAGGAGCCCCAUUUCUUCAAGAAAUUUCUCUUCACCAAGCACUACUUCUGGGUUUCCGAGGAGCCUUCGUCACCAGAGUCUCUCGCUACGUUCCUUCGAACCGAGAAGGCUGAAUCCAAGCACACCUCUGCAGCAUGGGCACGAGAGACCGGCAAGGGUCUCCUCUUUUAUGCCAAGAGAGCCGAGGAUAAGGCAGCCCCAGCUGGUGUGAUCAACCUGUCGGAUGCCUCAGUCAUCACAAAAGAGGGUUUCCAACAUUUCUCGUUCAAGGCUGGUGGUCAGCAGCAUAGGUUCGAAGCAACCAACUCCAAGGAGCGUGAUAGCUGGAUUGUUGCCGUGGAAAAGGCCAUUGAAGAAGCUAAGGCAAUCAAGGAGGAGAUCACUGGCAGUGAAAGCUACAAGAAGAACUUGGACGAUUAUUCCAAGCCUGUAGUUGCCCCCACGCCAGUCGCUACCAAGACCUCGCGCUCCAAAUCGAAGGAGCCCAAGAAGUCGCUGGAUGUCUCCGCCGUCACGGCCGCUGCAUCCACAGCCCCUGCCGACAAGCCUGUUGCGGAUAAUGCUAGCAGCUCUUCCGCCAGCACCAACGAAGCCACCAAGGCCGCAAAAAAGGAAAAGGAGCGAUCCCAAUCUCGAAAGCGGGGUAGCAUCUUUGGUUCUCUUCUCGCAAAGAAGGAAGAAAAGGCUGAGGUCAAGAAGGAAGUGAAGGAAGAGAAGGCGGCCGAGGCCGAAGCGAAGAAGGAAGAGGCUGCAGCUACCGAUGCGCCUACCACCACUGUUGACGCCGCAGAGUCUUCUGCUGCCGCGACCGCUGCCGCUGUUGCACCCGCUGCCGCCGUCGCUGCUGUUGAACCCAAGGAGGACAGCGCAGCCGUCGCCACUCCUGCGACCGAGAAGAAGGCUAAGCGAGGCUCCGUCUUCGGUAGCAUCUUCAAGAAAGGCGUGACCAGCCCGACAACCGAGAAGACUGAGAAGGAAGCCACAACCUCCGAUAUCCCCCCUGUUUCUGAGACGGCCCCAAAGCUCGAUGAGCCCAUUGAGAACAAGCCUAUCGAUACCGCCGCAGUGACUGCUCCAGCAGACAACGUCGAGACCCCAGCCCCUGUUCCUGCCACCACCGAGGCUGCCAAAGAUGCCACCACACCUGCACCUACGGAGACCACACCAGCAAAGACUGAAAAGAAGAGCGGCAUCUUUGGUUUCAUCAAGAAGCCAGAGACCAAGCCAGAGACAAAGAAGGAUGUCAAGGAAGAAGCCAAGGAGGAAGCUGCAGCUGAGACCAUUGCGAAAGACCCUGUCGCUGCCGCUGCUCCAGUUGAACCUGCUGCCGAAGCUCCAGCGACCGAUGCCGCUGCGGAGACAGCCACCCCCGCCAAGGAAGAACGCCCUGCCCGUGAUCACACCCGCCGAACCUCUCUCUUCUUCAACAAGAACAAGAAAGAGACCACUAGCGACGGAGAAGGUGCAGCCGAAACCAAGCGUGAAAAGUCUCCCCUCCCAGGCAAAUUCAUCGGUAACCUUGUUCGCCGCGCUAGCAAAGCGGUGAAGAGUGACACUCCCAAGGAUAAGCCUGCUACCGAGACCGCCGUCCCUGAACCCGUCAAAGAGUCUACUACCACCGAGCCAACAACUGAAGCCGCCGCCGCCGCCGCUGCUGCUGAACCUGAGACCAAGGCCGUAGAGGACCCUGUUCCCGAAGUCGUCACAGAAGCUGCUCCCGCUGAGCCAGCUGCGGUUACCACUGCCCCUGAGGUCAAGGCCACUGCCUGAAGGUCUAACGAGGCCAGAGGGGAAAGCCCACUCACAUCUCUUCCGCAUUCAUCUCGACUGUCUAGAGCGGCCAGUCCGGUCGAGUUCGAGAAGUGGUGGGACGAGGAUACUCGGGUCACUCCUUCAAUCCCCCCUCGCAGCCCUUCUCGUCUCUCUGGCCUCGUCACUUGAUGACAGCUUGAUGAUGCACACUACCCAUCAGUCACUCGUUCCAAGAGAUACCCAGGUCUCGCGCUUACCCACGGCAAACUCGGACAACAUUCCUUUUGCUAUGUUUCGUGUUUUUUUGCUUUGUUUCGUCAUUCAGGAUACCCCACAUCACUAGAUUGAGAUUGCCCCCCGUGGCAAUAGUCAGUGUCCGAUUGGAAUUGGUCUUGCGUUUUGCAGUACAGAUACCCCACUUAGGCAAAGUCUUGUCCUUACGAGAAAAGAUACCCCCAGAGUUUCAGAUCAGCACCUGGCCUAUGUGCUGGAUGGCUGGAUGGAUUUUCGAUGACAUGAGCACUCGGGAGGCUGCAUGGUUUUGAAUGAAACCAGCUUUCCCCUGUGCUGUGAUGUGGAAGAUUGGUCCUUUGCAUUUUCGAAUGCGGUCAUUGCUACUUGGUCGGACAUGUGAUUUGAAAUGUCGAUAUUUCAUUGCUGAAAGGAAGGUGAUAAUGGAGAAUGGCGAGCCCCAAGCUCAAGUCAACUGAUGCAGAUAUUAUUGUAUCUCGAUCUGGACUUGAAGGAGACGAAAUCACAGUCUGAGUACUAGUGUCGUCUCGUCAGGCACUCGGUCUUCAGGAAGACGAGGGUGCCCGAUUGUCAAGUAGCUAGGGUAGCACAGCUAAUAACUAGAUAAUACUCAUAAAAAGCCGUCCACCUUGCAAGGUUGGUUGGCAACUUGCAUGUA
This is a messenger RNA of Exophiala mesophila, 3437 nucleotides long. RefSeq lists its product as uncharacterized. The transcript is spliced from 5 exons. NCBI's taxonomy places the organism in Eukaryota, Fungi, Ascomycota, Eurotiomycetes, Chaetothyriales, Herpotrichiellaceae. Bases 524 to 2545 code for a protein of 673 amino acids. The record is from RefSeq and is a predicted model, not a curated record.